Messenger RNA from Phyllostomus discolor (pale spear-nosed bat), 2456 nucleotides. RefSeq names its product slingshot protein phosphatase 3 (gene SSH3). The transcript has 14 exons. Bases 184 to 2160 code for a protein of 658 amino acids. Lineage: Eukaryota; Metazoa; Chordata; Mammalia; Chiroptera; Phyllostomidae. Gene Ontology annotation, biological process: negative regulation of actin filament polymerization; actin cytoskeleton organization; protein dephosphorylation. Gene Ontology annotation, molecular function: actin binding; protein tyrosine/serine/threonine phosphatase activity. Gene Ontology annotation, cellular component: cytoplasm. The record is from RefSeq and is a predicted model, not a curated record.
CUUAGUGCCGGCUCUGCUGGCCGGGCUGGCCGGGCGUCUGGCCCUUUAAGGGCCGCCCCCAAGGAGGUGCCAGGCCCUGGUAGCUCCCGUCUCUCCUUCCUGGUCCUGCAGGGCAGGGACUGUCCUGUGGCUGUGGGAGGGCUCUGUGCCCAGUGCUGGCCCGGGUGUCUCCCACCUGACCCCAUGGCUCUGGUCACAGUGAGCCGCUCGCCCCCGUCCAGCGGCUGCUCCACGCCUGUGGGGCCGCCGCAGGACCAGGCGUCCAAGCGCAGGAGCCGGCUCCAGCGAAGGCAGAGCUUUGCAGUGCUCCACGGGGCCGUCCUGGGGCUGCAGGACGGAGGGGACGGUGGAGAUGCGGCCCAGCCCAGCCCCGAGCCGGAGGAGGAGGAGGAGGAAGCCUUGAGUGAGGAGCAGCUCCACGGAGACCAGACAGACAAUGGGCACGAGCCCCCGAGUCCCCAGAAACAGGAGCAGAGUCAGCAUCUUCAUCUCAUGGUGGAGCUGCUGAGACCGCAGGAUGACAUCCGCCUGGCGGUCCAGCUGGAGGCAGCACGGCCUCCCCGGCUCCGCUACCUGCUGGUAGUUUCCACAAGAGAACACGUGAGCCAGGACGAGACGGUCCUCCUGGGAGUGGACUUCCCUGACAGCAGCUCCCCCAGCUGCACCCUGGGCCUGGUCUUGCCUCUCUGGAGUGACACGCAGGUGUACCUAGAUGGAGAUGGGGGCUUCAGUGUGACGUCUGGUGGGCAGAGCCGAAUCUUCAAGCCAAUCUCCAUCCGGACCAUGUGGGCCGCGCUCCAGGCACUGCACCAGGCGUGUGAGGCGGCUCUCGGCAGCGGUCUGGUGCCAGGGGGCAGUGCCCUCACCUGGGCCAGCCACUACCAGGACAGGCUGAGCUCCGACCAGACCUGUCUCAACGAGUGGACGACCAUGGCCGACCUGGAGUCUCCGAGGCCUCCCGGUGCUGAGCCUGGCCGGUCCUCGGAACAGGAGCAGAUGGAGCAGGCGAUCCGGGCUGAGCUGUGGAAGGUGCUGGACACCAGUGACCUGGAGAGCAUCACCUCCAAAGAGAUCCGCCAGGCCCUGGAGCUCCGCCUGGGAUGCCCUCUCCAGCAGUACCGAGACUUCAUCGAUAACCAGAUGCUGCUGCUGAUGGCUCAGCAGGACCGGGCCUCCCGCAUCUUCCCCCACCUCUACCUGGGCUCGGAGUGGAAUGCGGCGAAUCUGGAGGAGCUGCAGAGAAACAGGGUCAGCCACAUCCUGAACAUGGCCCGGGAGAUCGACAACUUCUACCCCGAGCGGUUCACCUACCACAACGUGCGCCUCUGGGACGAGGAGUCGGCCCAGCUGCUGCCUCACUGGAAGGAGACACACGGCUUUGUGGAGGCCGCCAGAGCACAGGGCACCCGAGUGCUAGUCCACUGCAAGAUGGGCGUCAGCCGCUCGGCAGCCACGGUGGUGGCCUACGCCAUGAAGCAGUACGGCUGGAGCCUGGAGCAGGCCCUGCGCCACGUGCAGGAGCUGCGGCCCAUCGCCCGCCCCAACCCCGGCUUCCUGCGCCAGCUGCAGACCUACCAGGGCAUCCUGACCGCCAGCCGCCAGAGCCACGUCUGGGAGCAGAAAGUGGGUGGGGCCUCCCCAGAGGAGCCCCUGGCCCCCGAGGUCUCCACACCGUUCCCACCUCCUCCGCCAGAACCAGGGGGCAGUGGGGAGGUGAUGGCUGUGGGCCUGGAGGAGAGCCAGGCAUCCGCAAGAGAAGAGCCUGGGCCGAGGCCCCGCAUCAACCUCCGCGGGGUCAUGAGGUCCAUCAGCCUCCUGGAGCCCCCCCCAGAGCUGGAGAGCGCCUCCGAGGCUGGGGACCUGCCAGAGGUUUUCUCUUCAAACGAAUCUUCAGAGAAAGACCCUCCUCAGCCCUCCCCUCAGCUCUCCAAGGCCGAGGGAGGCCCGCAGGCCCACAAGGGGUCUUGGCCUGCCCUGAAGUCUCACCAGUCUGUGGCUGCCCUCAACAGCGCCGCCCUGGUGGCCAGCCGGACCCGGGCCUUCCAGGAGCAGGGGCAGGUGCAGGAGCAGGAGGAGGCUGGCCAUUCCUCCGCACCCAGGGUCCGGAAGGUGGUGAGGCAGGCCAGCGUGGACGGCAGUGGGGAGGAGGGCGAGGCCUGAGCCCUCGCGCACGCGCACGCCCACGCCCCCUUAGCCACAGACGGAGGUGCCUGAGCACAGCCCCAGGCCGAGCACCCUCACUCACUCCCAUCAGCCUGUGCGCACGCCUCUCAGCUCCGCCCCAGGGGGUCGGACCCCGUCACUCCAGCCUCAGCUCCCCCAGCCCGAAGCCUCAGACCCGCGUCCACCCCUCCAAGGGCUCAAGACUUUCUCUGAAAUCGGGGGUGCGGUAGAGACCGAAGGUGCUCACUCUGGGGACGUUCUCGACCGCUGCCCGAGACCCCUGCAGCCCCAGA